AUGGACAGCGUCAAUUCUAGAUCAGAACUGUUCCCAAACAGAGCAUUUACGCCUCCUGAUAGCGUUUUUGCGAUGGACGAUGAUCACGAUCCAGAAUUUCAAGCGAGAAUGCCACUUCGACAUCACUCACCUUACGUUAGACUAAAAGCGCGGAUCAGUACGAGUCGAGGAAGACCCAUCCCCGAACCGAGCAAAUCGAGCAACAAAAGACCAAGAAAGAAGAUCAACGAAACCUAUGAGCCUGUUGGGACAAAAGGGCGCAGAAGAACCUUUACAGACGAGUCUUACUCCUCCGAUGGAUACCACAGAGAUCGUUGUUCUAUUUGUUGGGUUUUUCGUCGGUUUGGCAGCUUUGGCAUUAAUGGUUAUGAUAACGUUAGGAAUGCUAUCUCUUCCUUCGUGCCACGAUUGCAAGAAGGAGAUUGUGCCUGGUUCUUCCUCGAAUUCCGAAGCUUUUGGAUCAACGGAAGAAUUGUGGCAAAUUAUCAAAGAAUUAAGAGAAAACGUGAGCAGAUUGAGUGUGGCAGUUAG
Messenger RNA from Porites evermanni, 531 nucleotides. The record is from the annotation of a GenBank genome assembly. NCBI's taxonomy places the organism in Eukaryota, Metazoa, Cnidaria, Anthozoa, Scleractinia, Poritidae.